AUGUCUGCUGCUGCCGUUGUGGUGCUAAGACACAACUGGCCGCCCCAGGUGGUGCUGCGGGAGCAGCAGCAGCAGCAGCAGCAGGCGCUGCUCGGAGCUGCGCCCUUUAGCUGUCUCUCGUGCCUCCGCAGCAGCAGCAGCUGCUGCUGCUGUCCCUUUAGCAGGCCUCCCGCUGUAAACUGCCUUUGUGGAGCAGAUUUGGAGGAGCAGCAGCAGCAGCUGUUGUGGUGCUGCAGCAGCAGCAGCAGCAGAACCACACGCACAGGGGGACGAAUGCCUCAGAUGUCACCUCUGCAGCAAUUAAAAGCUAUAUUUAAAGUAGCAAACGAAAAAUUGGUCCCUAACAGCAGCAGCAACAGCAGCAGCAGCAGCAGCAGCAACCGUAGUGGUAGCUGGAGAGUGACCAGCCCCAGCAGCAACACGCAUGGCAUGCGCUCAACGCAGCAACUGCAGCAGCAGCAGCAGAUGCUUCUUAUAAAGACAAAAUUAAACAAAAAAUAA
Eimeria tenella is the source of this 501-nucleotide messenger RNA. RefSeq lists its product as uncharacterized. The transcript has a single exon. Lineage: Eukaryota; Apicomplexa; Conoidasida; Eucoccidiorida; Eimeriidae. The coding region runs from base 1 to 501 and encodes 166 amino acids. The record is from RefSeq and is a predicted model, not a curated record.